AAUUAGUCUUUAGCUUAGGGCCUUUAUGCUUCUUCUCCCAUCAUUGGCUUCCUCUUUAUCUCUCUAAUCCCAAAAUCUUCUCUAGUUUUACUAGACAAAAACUAGAUCACUCUUGAUCUCUUGAUCUCUUUAUCUCCAUCCCCAUGAUGACUUCUCUAGAUUGUCACUCUUCAAGGAAUCCUCCUUUUCUUAUAGACCUCAAUGAAGAUCAAACCCACCAUGACAUGAUUUUCAGUUUGAAAUCACAAGCUUCUUCAUCAUCAUCAUCUUCUCUCUCAUGUCCUUCUCUCUCCAACCCAUCUCAAGAUCAUGGAGGAAAUUUUGUUCAACAAUCCCAGCAAUUACAAGAUCAAGAGGUAAUUCAGGCCAAAAUAUCAGUUGAGGAAGGUAGAUCAUGUAAUGAAAGCACCCUCAAGUUUUCUAUUUGGAAGGAAGAAGAUAAGAAGAAGGAGAACAAUGAUCAAAGUGAUCAUGGUUCUGUGAAAUGGAUGUCUUCUAAGAUGAGGUUGAUGAGGAAGAUGAUGAAGAGCUCGGAUCACGGGCAGAAAUAUGAAGAUCAGAAACCCUCAUCACCUGUUGAAACUGAUAACAGCAGCAGCUCUUCCCACAACAACAUCAAUAACACAAUUAGGGUUUGUGCUGAUUGCAACACCACCAAGACUCCUCUUUGGAGGAGUGGGCCUAGAGGUCCCAAGUCCCUUUGCAACGCUUGUGGAAUUCGACAGAGAAAAGCACGGCGAGCUAUGGCAGCGGCGGCCGCGGCGGCAGCUGUUGCAAAUGGUACAAUUGUUGCUGCUGAGCCAACACCUACGAAGGGUAAGCUACAACACAAGAGAUCAAGUAAUGGUUUCAAGAAAAAGUGCAAGCACAUGACAAGCCCCGCCAAUCAAGGCAGAAAGAAGCUUUGCUUUGAGGAAUUGAGGAUAAUCUUGAGCCAGAAAUACUCUGCUUUUCAUGGAGUUUUCCCACAAGAUGAGAAGGAAGCUGCGAUCUUACUCAUGGCUCUAUCUUAUGGCCUCGUCCAUGGCUGAAGGACACCUUAUUGCAUAUUAAUUUUUCUUAGUUUUUAGUAUAAUGUCAGCUAGCUAGCUGGCUCAAGUAGAGCGAGAUCAUAAAUGUGUGAGAAUGAGAAAUUCAAUAAAACAUAUAUAGAAGAGAAAUAGCAUGGGAUUGAUGUUUAGAGAGCUUAUUAAGGUGGAUUUGAACAGGGUUGAUAACCGAAAAAUCAUCAUGGGUCUCUUGUUCAUGUUCUUCCUUAAUUAUUAAUUAUAUAUAUGUUCUUUGAAUUUAAUUAUUAAUAUAUUUUUAAGGUUAAU
Rubroshorea leprosula is the source of this 1316-nucleotide messenger RNA. Lineage: Eukaryota; Viridiplantae; Streptophyta; Magnoliopsida; Malvales; Dipterocarpaceae. The record is from the annotation of a GenBank genome assembly.